UUGUAAAUUAUGGAUUAAAUUAAAAAAAUUAACAGUGUCAAUUUGUAUAAAAUAAAAAUUAUGUUUCGCUGUAUUUUCGUUAGAACUGUUGAAUGAUACUGAACCACAAUGGACACGUUCAACAUUACGGAAGAUGAUUUCGAAAGCACCACUCUCAAUGCGGGAAAAACGAUGAUGAAAGUUGCCUUCUCCUGGUACGAUUACACCUUCUUCAGCAUGAUGCUCAUCUUGAGCGCUCUAAUUGGAGUGUACUUCGGGUUCUUCGGGAAGAAGAAACAGUCCAACGUCGCAGAGUAUCUGAUGGGAGGUAAACAGAUGAAACCUCUUCCCAUAGCCAUGUCUUUAGUCGCCAGUCACGUUUCUGGUAUUGCCCUUCUGGGUGUCCCUUCAGACGUCUACAGAUUCGGAUCCAACUAUUGGAUGAGCUGUUUCGCAAUUAUACCGCCUUCCAUCAUUACCUGUUUAGUUUAUUUACCUGUGUUUUACAACCUGCAACUUACCAGCACUUACGAAUACCUCAAGUUAAGGUUCGAUACAAAAAUCCGAGUGUUGGCUUCAUUUCUAUACGCUUUGGGUAGCUUGACUUUCCUCCCAAUUGUAAUUUAUGUUCCUGCUAUGGCUUUGGCUCAAGCCACCGAAAUCAACAUCCACUUGAUCACUCCCUUAAUCUGUGGAGUCUGCAUUUUUUACACGACAAUCGGAGGAUUGAAAGCCGUCGUUUGGACCGAUAUGCUUCAAAUCAGCAUUACCAUCGGAGCUAUGAUCGCCGUCUUAUACCUGGGUACAGUAGAAUCCGGAGGAAUCUCCUCCGUCUUCCAAAAGGCUGCAAGCGGUGGACGCUUGGACAUAGAUUUCGAUUUGGAUCCGACGAAGAGGGACACCUUCUGGGGCAUGAUAAUUGGAUGGUCUUUCUCAAACUUAGCUUACUCAGGCAUAGGCCAAAGUUGUGUCCAAAAAUUCCUUUCAGUACCAACAUUCACCGAUGCCAAAAAAACUAUUAUCUAUUACGUCAUGGGGAUGAUCGUGAUCAAAACGGCUACACUUCUCACCGGAUUAAUAAUGUACGCCAAAUACUACGAUUGCGAUCCGAUCACCGCCGGAAGCGUCGCCAAACCCGACCAACUUUUACCCUAUUACGUAAUGGAUGUAGCAGCGAAAAUCCCCGGAUUGCCUGGACUCUUCAUAGCAGGAAUAUUGUGCGCUGCGUUGAGUACUUUAUCCGCAAUGAUGAACUGCAUUGCUGGAAUAAUCUACGAGGAUUUCAUAGCUAGAUAUAUGCCAAAAGAUAUUACCCAGAAAAAAGUGAGCAACAUCUUGAAGCUGAACGUUGUUAUUAUUGGAGUAGUAGCGACUAGUUUGGUGUUUGUUGUUGAACGCAUGGGGUCUUUGAUACCUGUAGCUAUAAGUAUCGGCAGUGUAUCCACUGGUCCACUUCUGGGAAUGUUCACUUUAGGUAUACUCUUUCCGAAGGCCAAUUCCAAAGGGGCUUUAGCUGGAGCCAUCGCUUCUUUGGCUUUCUCCAUCUGGAUCAUUCUUGAGUCUUACUUGUACCGCGCUUGGGGUAUAGUUAAAUACAUUCCGAAACCGGCUUCCAUCGACGGUUGCGACUUUGAAGUACCCAAUUUCACGCCGAUAAAUGCAACUUUAAUCGAGCAACAAUCUCAAGAAGUUUUCUUCAUGUUCAGGAUAAGCUACUACUAUUACACCCUUAUGUCGACUUGCGUAGCCCUCAUCGUGGGAUACGCAGUGAGUCUGCUCACAAGAACUGGUGAUGAAGAACCUGUGGACAAGAGGUUGCUGUCUCCAGUUAUACACAGGUUCCUCGAUAAGAACGAGGAUGAGGAAAAGGGCAAAUACUACUCCGUCGACAAGGCCCUACACAUCCUCGCAUUCUCCAACAAGAACGGCCUCAAAUCUUAA
Messenger RNA from Nicrophorus vespilloides, 1920 nucleotides. RefSeq names its product sodium-coupled monocarboxylate transporter 2-like. Gene Ontology annotation, cellular component: membrane. Bases 109 to 1920 code for a protein of 603 amino acids. Gene Ontology annotation, molecular function: symporter activity. The record is from RefSeq and is a predicted model, not a curated record. The transcript is spliced from 6 exons. Gene Ontology annotation, biological process: sodium ion transport; transmembrane transport. NCBI's taxonomy places the organism in Eukaryota, Metazoa, Arthropoda, Insecta, Coleoptera, Silphidae.